Molecule: messenger RNA, 723 nt
Organism: Orbilia oligospora ATCC 24927
Lineage: Eukaryota; Fungi; Ascomycota; Orbiliomycetes; Orbiliales; Orbiliaceae
Exons: 2
Coding region: 1-723 (240 amino acids)
Cellular component (GO): nucleus
Source: RefSeq, a predicted model, not a curated record
AUGUCACACUGUCACCAUGAACACACGCACGGCAGCGGGGCCGGAGACGGUCACGACCAUCACGACCAUCACGAUCACGAUCACGCGGGCCACACUCACGACGACGACGUGACACCAGCGAUUCAGUCGUCGCUUUAUAAUAGUAUUGACUUUGAUGCAGUCUCCACGCUUAACGAAUCGGAACCUGAUGCCGGGAAACGGGUGUUGAGAAAAACCUGGGAUGAGAGGUUGGAAACUACACCGGAGUUGGAGAGUGAUAGUGAUCAGGAGUUGAUUAUGUUUGUUCCUUUCGCGGGAAUAGUAAAGCUCCAUUCUUUACUAAUCUACGCCCCACCAGACCCCACCUCUCCACGAACCCUCAAACUAUUCAUAAACCGCACAGACGUCGACUUCUCAAACGCCACAUCCGUAACUCCCACACAAACCCUCGAAAUCCCUUUGGUGCCCCCAUCAUCCCGUCCCGAAAUCAUAGAAAUUCCAGUAAAAAGGGCGUUAUUUAAUAACGUUAGAAGUCUUACUUUGUUUUUUGAAGAGAAUCAUGGUUAUGAUAAUGAUGAUGAAGAUGUUACGAAGAUUUGGUAUUUGGGGUUUAGAGGGGAUUUUAUGAAGGUUGGGAGGGAGCCUGUUAUUACGCUUUAUGAGGCGGCGGCGAAUCCUAGGGAUCAUGUUAAUUUGGUGCCGGGGGAGAAACAUGUUGCUGGGGGGUCGAGGUUUGGGGCGUAG